This is a messenger RNA of Nanorana parkeri, 2538 nucleotides long. Its product is annotated as calpain-8-like. The coding region runs from base 1 to 2538 and encodes 845 amino acids. Gene Ontology annotation, cellular component: cytoplasm. The record is from RefSeq and is a predicted model, not a curated record. Gene Ontology annotation, biological process: proteolysis. Gene Ontology annotation, molecular function: calcium-dependent cysteine-type endopeptidase activity; calcium ion binding. The transcript is spliced from 24 exons. Lineage: Eukaryota; Metazoa; Chordata; Amphibia; Anura; Dicroglossidae.
AUGGCAAGCAUUGCUGCUCAGCUGGCCAGGGAUAGGUGCUCAGCUCUAGGCAUUGGCACCAAUAAGAACCCAGUGAAAUACUUAAACCAGGACUACGAGGAGCUGCGGGCGCAAUGCCUGGCAUCUGGCAAGUUAUUUGAAGAUCUGACUUUUCCACCUGCGCAGUCUUCUCUGGGUGUCAAUGAUCUGGGACCAAAUUCAGAAAAAGUACAAGGGCUCGUCUGGAAAAGACCUGCGGAAAUAAAGGAAAAUCCUCAAUUUAUAAACGAGGGUGCAAAUCGAGCUGAUGUACGACAAGGAUCUUUAGGUGACUGCUGGUUCCUUUGCUCCAUCGCAUCUCUCACCCUCAAUGAAGAGUGUUUGAAUCGUGUGGUUCCAGUAGAUCAAAGCUUCAACAACUAUGCAGGUAUCUUCCAUUUCAAGUUCUGGCAGUACGGGCAGUGGGUGGAUGUUGUGGUGGACGAUCGGCUGCCAACUAAGAAAGGGAAGUUGCUGUUCGUAAAGUCAACAGCAGCCUGUGAGUUUUGGAGCGCCCUCCUGGAGAAAGCCUACGCCAAGCUGAAUGGGUCCUAUGAGGCUCUAAAAGGCGGCUUACCAUUGGAAGCUCUAGAGGACUUCACUGGCGGUGUUGGUGAAUUAUAUUACUUUGAGAAUCUGCCGAACAACUUGUUCCAGAUCAUUCGUAACGCCUUGAAAACAAAGUCCCUGGUCACCUGCAGCACAAAAUCGGACUCUGGGUCAGGUGAGAUAGUUGUGAAGACAAAUGUUGUGAAGAAUCACGCGUAUUCCCUGACCGGGGCAGAAGAGGUCAGCUAUCGUGGAGACAAAGUGCAGAUUGUCCGAGUGAGGAAUCCAUGGGGUUUUAAAGAAUGGAAUGGCGCCUGGAGUGAUACUGCUCCGGAAUGGAAUGAAAUUGAUCCAGAAGUUAAAACUCGGCUGAAUCUGCAGUGUGAUGAUGGAGAGACUUGGAUGCCUUUGUCUUCCUUCUUGGUUGAAUUCUAUCGGGUAGAAAUCUGCCACCUCAACCUGGACAUUGCAUGCCGUAGUGAAAAACAUAAGUGGUGUCUAACUGGAUUUAAUGGGAAGUGGACAUCAGGAGUGACCGCAGGAGGAUGCAAAGGCAACUGUAAGAAUCUCAUGACAUUUUGGACCAAUCCGCAGUACCGGAUCACCCUGGAGGACCCUGAUGAGGGUAAAAAUGGAGACAAUGGGAAACCAUGCUGUACAGUGCUGGUCAGCCUGAUGCAGAAAGAGCGUCGGAGAAAGAAACCCCAAGGAGGAGACUUGUUGAGAAUUGGCUACUAUAUAUACAAGGUACCUAAGAUUAAACAAUGUCUGGUAGAUCCGCAGCUGGGGAACGAUUUCUUCAAAAAAAAUAAAGACGCAGCCCGUUUGGAUGUUUACAAAGAUCACCGCGAGGUGUCCAACCGGUUCCUUCUUCCCACUGGAAACUAUGUGAUCGUCCCAACCACCUUUAGACCCUCUGAAGAAGCCGACUUCUUCCUCCGUGUCAUCUCAGAGAAGAACGCCAAGGCACUUGAAGUGGGCAAUGUGGUGGAAGCAAGUCUCUACGAGAAGAUAGCUGGCAAGGAUGAUAACAUUGUGUACGUUUUCAGGCCUGGCCUCUUCCUCCAAGGUUGCCGGGCCCCGUCCUCGUCCACCGCAGCUAUAGCUGUCACUGACAGGUUGUCAGUGAUCUGGACAGUGGCGCGUUUCUUCUCACAGCUGACACCUUUAUUAAAUUCUACCCCGGACCUGGACCCUCAGAACGGGGAUGAGGAGGCAGAUGAAGAGCAGCAGAUAGAGGAGUUCAAUGUAGAAGAUGUGAGACAGGCUGUGAACAAGAGGUUGGUAAAGUAUACACUUUACUGCAGUCUGUUUCUGGAAGACGUGAUCCUUUCAUUUCAUCAUAUACUGGAUGAGAGAAGCAGAGCCCGUUCCCACCGGGGAGAAAUUCUGGACUUUUCUAAUUUUAUUCUCUCUCCAGAUCCGGAUAUUAAAUCUGCCGGGUUUGGCCCCAGGACCUGCAGAGAGAUGAUUAAUCUAAUGGAUGUGGACAAUACGGGGACUCUGAGUGCAGAAGAAUAUAAAAUCCUCUGGAUGAAGCUGGAGCACUACAUGAAAAUCUUCCUGGAAGUGGACGUCAAUCACUCGGGAACCAUCGAUGCCUAUGAAAUGAGAAAUGCCAUACAGAGAGCAGGAUUUAACCUCAAUACCAGGAUUCAGGAGAUCAUUGUACAGCGAUACGUCUCCAACGAGCUGUUCAUCAGUUUUGAAGAUUUUAUAGCGUGUUUGAUUCGCUUGGAGACUCUGUUCAAAAUGUUUAAUAUACUGGACGCAGACAAGAGCGGAAGUGUCAGCCUGUCCUUAACUGAGCCUGACAGGUCACAGUUCAGCCUGCACUUCCCACAAACGUCCGGCAGGGGGCGCUCGGCGCUUCGUGGUUUCCCCAGUGAUCUCACCCCCCUACUGAAGAAGUUCUCGGCUCGGCUCCUCACUCAGUUCUCAGGCUGCGCAGUGAAAGGAGACUACGUGUGA